CUUGCGAUAUGGCACUGCAGGCCACUUACGUAUAAAUCAAAAUGGCCACUUAACCCCUCCUCCGGAGCCACCUCCCUAAAUCUUCCACAGAGCCGCCUCAUGACGAGUUUUUCCCACUCAAAAAAAGAAGCCAAAGGUUAAAUCACAAUGCCGCCAACACCCCCCUCUUUCGGUGACUUGCAAUACUGGAACACGCGUUUCAGCAAGGAAGAUGAAUUUGAAUGGUUAGCAGAUUUUACGGCUUUGGAGCCAUGGUUGAGAAGAGCAAUUGGAAGUUCUGGUGAUGAGAAUGAAAGAGAAAGGGAUGGAAAGGGCAAACGAGUCUUGCACAUUGGUUGUGGUACUUCUGCUUUAUCGGCGGCGCUGAAAGAGCUAGUUAAGUCUCCGCGACAAAUCCAUAAUGUUGAUUAUUCGGAUGUGGUCAUUGAACGACAACGACAACGAGAUUUGACGAAUACUGGUGAAGAGGCUAGUAAAUGGUCGACUUUGGAUCUGUUAUCAUUGGCGCAGGUUGAGGAGUUUAAGAAACAAGGAAGAUACGACGUUAUCAUUGACAAGUCGACUUCUGAUGCCAUCUCUUGUGCGGAAGAUGUACAUGUCGGUCUACCUUAUCACAUGAACACGGCAAUGGAGCAGGGCUCUUCACUCGCGAUCUCCGGACAUACUCAGGUGUACCCCCUCGUCAUCCUCGCCAUUCAUCUGGCCUACCUCGCAACGCCUGGCUGUCAGUGGAUGGUCCUGAGCUACUCUGCCUCACGCUUUUCAUAUUGGGAAGACGAGAGCCCUCAAAGAUUGCCACAUCCGACUCAACUCUGGAAAAUGGUUCGCCAUGAAAAGAUUGAGCAGCCUCAAGACCCUAAGGAUACUGUUCACAGACCACCUACAAUGCAUCAUCUCUACAUCCUGGAAAGAACAGAAACGCCAUUGGGAUGAUGGCAAUGAAGGAUUCUGAACAACAGGACCCUCUGGGACAUGUCAAACUCGCACACUCACACAUCCAAGAUGAACACAGAUGGAGCGGUACAGACCAAACGAUCGUCUGACUCUGACCCACAAGGAGGAAGAGAAAGCAGCGGCUCGCU
This is a messenger RNA of Aureobasidium subglaciale EXF-2481, 1082 nucleotides long. RefSeq lists its product as uncharacterized. The transcript has 2 exons. NCBI's taxonomy places the organism in Eukaryota, Fungi, Ascomycota, Dothideomycetes, Dothideales, Saccotheciaceae. The record is from RefSeq and is a predicted model, not a curated record. The coding region runs from base 148 to 933 and encodes 261 amino acids.